AUGCGCAAGAAGGCAACAAUACACCAAGUGCAGACAAUUCUGUGCUGGUCUGCAAGGGAGUUUCCUCGGGUAGCUAAGCGACCACUGGGCGAGUUCUGGAUAUUCGACGACACCCGCGGCAUGAUCACCAGCGCCAACAUGGACUGGAAGUCCCUGUCGCAGGUACCUGGCGUCAAGAAGGUCUUCGGCUCUGCUCGUGAGUGA
This is a messenger RNA of Prorocentrum cordatum, 204 nucleotides long. NCBI's taxonomy places the organism in Eukaryota, Dinophyceae, Prorocentrales, Prorocentraceae. The record is from the annotation of a GenBank genome assembly.